This is a messenger RNA of Helianthus annuus (common sunflower), 2076 nucleotides long. RefSeq lists its product as uncharacterized. NCBI's taxonomy places the organism in Eukaryota, Viridiplantae, Streptophyta, Magnoliopsida, Asterales, Asteraceae. The record is from RefSeq and is a predicted model, not a curated record. The transcript is spliced from 2 exons. The coding region runs from base 1 to 2076 and encodes 691 amino acids.
AUGGGUUCAGAUAAAGCCCCAGGGCCCGAUGGUUUUACUGCUGGAUUUUAUAAAGGUGCAUGGCAUAUUGUGGGUAGUGAAGUGGCGGAGGCUGUUAUUGAUUUCUUUAAUUCUGGGAAACUUCUUCGGGAGUUAAAUCAUACUCUUAUCGUGCUCAUUCCUAAGUCCCCUUCCCCAGUUAUGGUUACGGACUAUCGUCCGAUUGCCUGUUGUAAUGUGCUAUACAAAUGUAUUAGCAAGAUUGUGGCUGAUCGAAUUAAAGCGGGUUUGAAUAAUAUUGUUAGCAUAAACCAGUCAGCUUUUGUUCCAGGUAGAAAAAUCUCCGAUAACAUUUUGUUAACACAAGAGCUAAUGCAUAAUUAUCAUCGGAAUAUCGGGCCUCCUAAAUGUGCUUUUAAAGUUGAUAUUCAGAAGGCUUAUGACACGGUUAAUUGGAAAUUUCUCAAUGAUGUUCUGAUUGGUUUUGGGUUUCACCAUAAGAUGGUUCAUUGGAUCAUGUUAUGUGUUUCCACUACUACAUUCUCAGUAUGCGUUAAUGGGGAAGUUCAUGGUUACUUUAAGGGUAAUCGGGGCCUUCGGCAAGGUGAUCCGGUCUCUCCUUAUUUGUUCACGUUGGUAAUGGAAGUGCUCACCGCGAUCCUUCAACAUUCGAUUAAGGAGGGUUCUCUUCCUGUGAAGUAUCUUGGGGUGCCUCUUAUAUCUUCUAGGUUGCUCCAUAAAGAUUGUUAUGAGCUGGUGGAGAAACUGGAAAAGAGGAUUAUGCAUUGGAGAAAUAAAUUGCUCUCUUUUGCAGGCAGGCUGCAGCUGAUUAUUUCUGUUUUGUCUUCUAUGCAUGUCUACUGGUCGUCUGUUUUCAUUUUACCAUCUCGAGUAGUUCUGCAAUUGGAGGCCUUGAUGCGGAAUUUUUUAUGGUCCCAGGAUAGUGCGUUUCAAAAAGGGCGGUCUAAAGUGUCGUGGAAUUCGGUUUGUGUUCCAAAGUAUGAAGGAGGUUUAGGUAUUCGGCGUAUUGGAGACGUUAAUAUGGCUCUCAUGACUUCUCAUUUUUGGAGUCUUCUUACGAAGCGUAGUUCUUUAUGGGUUGAUUGGGUUCAUUCUUACAGGCUUAAAGGAAAGAGCUUUUGGGAGUGUCGAGUUCCAUCUUCUUGUUGCUGGUCUUGGAGAAAGAUGCUUCAGAUUCGGCCGAUUAUAAGGAAGUUCUUUUGGACCGAGAUUGGUAAUGGGGUGAAUACUUCUGCUUGGUUCGAUUCGUGGAGUGUGUUAGGGCCUUUGCACUCUAUCAUCUCUCCUAGAGUCAUUGCUAAUGCGGGGUUUGAUAUGGGCUCUAAAGUGUCGGACAUCUAUCAUUCUAAUUCUUGGAUUUGGCCGCUAGAGUGGAGGGUUUCUUAUCCGGGUCUUAAUCAGCUUGAUCAGCUUUCUUUGGUGCCAAACAAGCCGGAUAAACUUAUGUGGCGCCAUGGUGAUAACCUGUUUGACUUUUCGUCUUCGAGAGCUUGGGAUUCGGUUCGUAUUCAGGCAGGGGAGGUCGAUUGGAGUCGUGUUGUUUGGUUCCCUCAAUGCAUCCCCCGACAUGCUUGUUUAAUGUGGCUUAUCAUGAGACGAAAGUUGCUUACUCAAGAUAAAAUAUUGUCUUGGGAUUUCUCGCGCAGGAAGAAUAUGAAUAUGAUGUGCUGUUUACUUUGUUAUGCCAACCACGAUUCGCAUAACCACCUUUUCUUUGAAUGCAAAUACUCUUCUGAAGUGUGGCAUAAGGUUAGGCAGAAAGCUGGGAUGGGCACUGUUCAACCUAAAUGGAGUGACAUUUCUAACUGGUUGAUUGAGAAGUCUAAACCAAAAUCGGUAGUUGGGUUCGUAGCUAGAUUGGUAGUGGCGGCCUCAGCUUAUUUUAUUUGGCAAGAGCGGAAUUCGAGGUUAUUCAAAAACCAAUUGCGACCGCCGGAGACUUUAAGUGGAAUUGUGAUACAACAAGUGCGAUACAAAUUGAUGGGAGCGAAGCUGAGGAAUUGUGCUAAUGUUCGAAAGCUUCUGGAGGAUUGGGGAAUUGAUGGCUCAGGUUUAUUCGAGAUAGCUGCUGAUUAA